UCUUUGAGCACAGGGAGCCCACCUCAUUAUCCAAAUUCCACAACAGCCCUGACUUGGAGAGAGCAGGUCUGUUCUACUCAAGAGGGAGAAGCUGCAGCCCUGGGAAGGAUGGGAGUGCUGGUGAGAGCAGCUGUGCUUAUGAGUCCUCUUCUUUUCUGCAAUGCUUUUCUGGACCUGACUGGCCCCAAUGAGAUUGAAGGCAUAUGGAAGGGAUCUACCACCUUGCCAUGUGCCUAUGCGCCUGUGGAGGACUUUGUGCAGCAAACACUUACGUGGAUGGUGGUACAUGACCAGAGCUCUGGCACCAUCUUUCGGAGGGAUGGCUCUGGCGACCACAUUCUCCUGUCUGAGUACAGAGGCAGGGUCAGCGUCCUGAAGGACACCCCAGGAAAUGUGUCUCUCCACAUCCUGAACCUGGAAGUCUCUGACAGGGGAACCUACACCUGUCAGGUCACCUGGAGAGCCAGCAACAACAGCCUGAUAGCAAAAGAGAUCACCACUAAAGUGGAGGUUGUUAAAGUUGCAGCGACCAAGCCCGUCAUCAGGGCCGGCGAGCUGGGGCUGACGGUCCCGGCAGGAGCCAGGACCAGCCUGACCUGUGUGGCCAGCGGGUCCCCCCCCAUCAGCUACCGCUGGUUCAGGGGCACCCCAGGAGAGCAAGCCCUGCUCCUGAGCAGCCAGGCCGAGCUGGUGUGGGACAGCCUGCAGCCCUCUGACACCGGAAAGUACUUCUGUGAGGCAGAAAACAGGGUUGGGGCUGGGGCUGUGCAGCAGAGCGACGCCGUUGAGCUGACGGUGAGAGAUCUGCCCACAACAACAGUGGCUUCUCAGAGGGAUGUGGGAACCUCGGUGAGAGACCACCCAACCACAAGUCUGGAAAAAAACCAAACGGAGCUGGUGUUCAGAGGUACCUCAGUAAUCUCUUGGACUCCAUGGGGCUCCACCACUAUUGCAGAUCUGUCCAUAACAGUAGUGACUUCUGAGAAUGGUGUGGGAUAUCCAGAAAAGAAUUAUACAACUCAGAAUUUCCAGAGGACUCACCUGCCCCUGUACCUGGUCAUCUUGAUUGCUGUGGUUUGUGGUGCUGUGGUUUUCCUUGUCAUCUUUCUUAUCAUUUGCAUUAGAAAGCCCAAAGAUGCUGAAGUCUAUGAAGUAAAAUUCCAUAACUCGAGAGCAGCAGCUUCUUCAAGGUAUGAAAGUACGGGUCAUUAUGAGGAACCCAUCUCCUCCACUGAAAACAACUAUGUGAUGGAGACCACGAAAAAUGAAAGAUCUGAAGAAAUAAAUAUGAAAAAGAAUGAAUAUGACUGUGUUGGAAACAUGCAGGAAUCGGAAUAUGAAGUAGGUGACACUAUGUGAGAACCAACAGUGCUCUACAGGUAGCAGUCUUGAAGAAUACCUUCAUCCAGGCAAAAUUUAUCUUCCUAUUCACCUUUGCCUCUGAAAAAUAGGUUGGGCAAGCAGUUUUUGCUCCUCUACGAUUUGUGGAACCUUAAUACCCUCUGCAGUGAAAAUGCAAACCUCUUUAGGAACUUCAGUUACAGACUGCUGUAUAGAUAUUCUGAUUUUGCUUUUCUUGGUUCCCUUUCACCACCUCUGCAGAAGAAAGCCCUUUGAAAGCUAGCAUAUGCAGAUCCCAGGCCAAGAAACUUACUGCUUUAUAUGACCAAAAGGAUCUGCAUUCACAGUCUUCGUCUGGUGGGAGUAGAACCAGCACCGAGGGCUGCUCAACAUCCCCAUCAUCUUUGGGUAAGAAGCGCAGAAUGAGGAUGGACUGGGAAUCAGUGUUUCUCCUCCCAUCCACCUGAAGUGCUGCAUAGGUGGUAGAAUGUCCUUUUAAAUGUGAGAUAGCCCUUAAAGAAACACUGAAAGACAGAUUAAAGCCAGGAUAAAACAAAGAACCUUACCACACUAGGAGCAGCAGUACAAAAAGAAGAAAUGUCUUGUGCACCCAUCGUGCUGUACUCAAUAUGCCUUUCUGCAGCACUCACAAUAAGGUGCAGACACACUUUCUAUAGUUUUGUGCUGGACAGCUUGGGGGAUUCUGAUACUGCAACAAGGCACGUUCUCUCUGAGUUCACCUUCUCUAUUCUCUCUUUUAAUGCAUGUUUAAUAUUUGAAAGAAAUUAGAUACUUUUCCGUAAGUUUGUGGAUAGGAUUUUUUAUGCAUGCCUAAAUUGUUUUGAUAUGAAAAUUUUUGCACAACCGGCUCAUCUUUAAAAUGCCAGCAAGCACUCACAAUUACAGGUCCUCAGUAGAUGAUACCCAUGACAUACUUUCCUCCUGGCUUAGAAGUCCUGAAGGGUAAGUAGGGAGCUGAAAAGCUUUGUUAUUCAUAAUUUCUACUCCCCUGAGUGAACCUAUAACAUGGAUAUUGCAGAGCUAUGGAAGAACCUUUUUAUAAUGAACAAUAGGGCAGUACCGUGUCCGAUUAAAAGCCAUGCGGACAGAUGUAAAACAAAACGAGUGAUCUGAGGGGUGAGGGGGAUAUCAGUGACACAGGUACAGGGUUAGUGGGCCCCCAGAUUGGCUGUUCACACUCACAAAGAUCUGCAUCUGCAGCUCUCUGCGAGCAUCAGCUCAAAAUUCACCAGCAUUCAAGAAGAGUGUUAAGUGCUAUUAGGAAGGGCAUUACAAUGCAAUAGGAAACAGGACUGUGAUACUGUAAAAACCCGUGGAAUGCUUCCACCUUAUGUAUGCGUGUAGGUCUUUCAUCUUGAAAGGGUUUAGCAGAGCAAGAAAAGUUGCUGAGAAUGAUAACAAAGGAUUGUUAGUGGCAUGAAAUCACUUCUGCGCAAAUGCGUUAUACUUUCUCAGCUUGGAAAAGAGAGAAGAACGAGGCAAAAUGAGCAAAGUCAUCAUAACCAGUGUGGAGAAGGUGAAUAAGGACUAUUUGUUUACUGUUUCUCCAAAGAGAAAAGGAAGCAGACAUUAGCUAAAAUUAUCUGGUAGCACUUUUAAAGGGAGAGGAAAGUACUUCUUUUAUGCAAUACAGAAAUAAGUGUGGAACGCAAUGCUACUCAUCCAGUGCUAUGAAAACCCAAAGUACACAGAGGUCCAAUGAGAAAUUAGGGCAAUGAAUGACAUAAAAGUUCAUCAGAAUUCACAAACCACCAGACACACUUCACAGGUACUUAUCAAUGACCUUAUACUUUCUCCCCAAAUUUCCUGCACCACAAGUUUUACUUCUCUUUGUUAAGAAUGUACUUAAAAAUCAAGGACUGAGAAACCUUGAUUUCAAAAUGGAAAGGGAACAAACAGCAGCUUUUGUUGGUGAUGAUGUCUUGGAAAAAAUUGUCAACAUGUACAUGCAGCUUAUUGCAAAUGUGGAGAAGCAAAUGAAAGUCA
Messenger RNA from Gavia stellata (red-throated loon), 3348 nucleotides. RefSeq names its product V-set and immunoglobulin domain-containing protein 4-like. The record is from RefSeq and is a predicted model, not a curated record. Gene Ontology annotation, biological process: negative regulation of complement activation, alternative pathway; negative regulation of T cell proliferation; negative regulation of macrophage activation. The transcript is spliced from 9 exons. Lineage: Eukaryota; Metazoa; Chordata; Aves; Gaviiformes; Gaviidae. Gene Ontology annotation, molecular function: complement component C3b binding. Bases 109 to 1359 code for a protein of 416 amino acids.